Messenger RNA from Abrus precatorius (Indian licorice), 3890 nucleotides. Its product is annotated as nuclear poly(A) polymerase 1. The record is from RefSeq and is a predicted model, not a curated record. The transcript has 11 exons. Gene Ontology annotation, molecular function: RNA binding; poly(A) RNA polymerase activity. Gene Ontology annotation, cellular component: nucleus. The coding region runs from base 581 to 2977 and encodes 798 amino acids. NCBI's taxonomy places the organism in Eukaryota, Viridiplantae, Streptophyta, Magnoliopsida, Fabales, Fabaceae.
UUAAUUUGUUCCCAUAUCUUCUUCAUCAUUGUGCAUAGCGUUUCACCAAGCUGUUACCAAAACCACAUCCACCCUCUCCCUUUUGAGGUUGAAUUCAACGACGGUGGGAGUGCUGCAACCUCAACAAAUGAUCAAGUUGAAGCCUUUUGAGUUCUGAUUCAUGUGGGUGCCGUGAUUUCUCGCUGUGCGGAUUUAGGGUUGCGGUUUCAGAUUUCAAUUUUAGAAGCCCCAUAGAAGCUUUGUACUCCCUCUAUGUUCGCUUUUGCAAUAAAAUUGUUGUGGGUGCCUUUGUAAUUUCAUCUUUCUUGUUUUUAUGGCACAGUUCAUAGCUUUGAACUUUUUCCCCAAAAUACUGUACAAUCAACAAUUAUCGUCACGUUGCUAUAGUGUUUUUGUUGUUGUCUUUUUUUCCCACUUUCUGUAUCAUUUUGUUUUAAUUUGAUUUUAUUGGGAAAACACUGGAAAAUUAUCGUCAAUAACUGAUAACACUCACUGUUGCUGCUACCUAUCAUUGAAACAAAAGAUAUCAUAUAAAAAAAAAAAGGAAAAAAGAAAAAAAUAUUUAUCAAUUUGUUUGUUCAUGGGGAUCCCUGGAUUGAACAAUCAAAAUAAUGGGCAGCAAAGGUUAGGCAUAACUGAGCCCAUUUCAUUGGCUGGACCAACUGAGGAAGAUGUCAUCAAGACACGUGAGCUUGAGAAGUACCUGCAAGGUGUUGGAUUGUAUGAGAGUCAGCAAGAGGCUGUGGGUAGGGAGGAGGUGCUUGGCAGGCUGGACCAGAUUGUGAAGAUUUGGGUUAAAAACAUUAGCCGUGCAAAGGGAUUCAAUGAACAACUGGUGCAAGAAGCAAAUGCCAAGAUUUUCACCUUUGGCUCUUAUCGGCUAGGGGUGCAUGGCCCUGGAGCUGAUAUAGAUACUCUUUGUGUGGGACCUAGACAUGCAACCAGAGAUGAAGAUUUCUUUGGUGAGCUACAUAAGAUGCUAUCUGAGAUGCAGGAAGUAACAGAAUUGCACCCUGUGCCUGAUGCUCAUGUCCCUGUGAUGAAAUUCAAGUUUAAUGGAGUUUCUGUAGAUCUCCUGUAUGCAAGAUUGGCUUUGUGGGUUAUUCCUGAAGACUUAGAUAUAUCCCAGGAAUCAAUAUUACAAAAUGCAGAUGAACAAACUGUUCUUAGUCUUAAUGGUUGUAGAGUAACUGAUCAAGUCCUGCGUUUGGUUCCAAAUAUUCAGACUUUUCGCACAACAUUGAGAUGCAUGAGGUUUUGGGCAAAGCGUCGUGGUGUUUAUUCAAAUGUUGCAGGUUUUCUUGGUGGUAUAAACUUGGCAUUGCUUGUUGCUCGAAUAUGCCAGCUAUAUCCUAAUGCACUACCUAAUAUGUUAGUGUCUCGAUUCUUUAGGGUAUAUACUCAAUGGCGAUGGCCAAAUCCAGUCAUGCUUUGUGCUAUUGAAGAAGGAUCUCUUGGACUACCAGUCUGGGAUCCUAGAAGAAAUCCCAAGGAUAGAUAUCAUCUAAUGCCUAUAAUUACUCCUGCUUAUCCUUGCAUGAACUCUACUUACAAUGUGACAUCAAGUACAUUGCGUGUUAUGUCAGAGGAGUUUCGGAGGGGAAGUGAAAUAUGUGAGGCUAUGGACGCUAGCAAGGCUGAUUGGGACACUCUUUUUGAGCCUUAUCCCUUUUUUGAAGUUUACAAGAAUUAUCUACAGAUAGACAUUACAGCAGAGAACGAGGAUGACCUUAGACAAUGGAAAGGCUGGGUUGAGUCUCGUCUUCGCCAGUUAACGUUGAAAAUUGAGAGGCACACUUAUGGCAUGCUUCAGUGUCAUCCACAUCCUGGUGAAUUUUCAGACAAAACUAGAGCUUUCCACCACUGUUACUUUAUGGGUUUGCAGCGUAAGCAAGGGGUUCCAGUGAAUGAAGGUGAGCAAUUUGAUAUAAGGCUAACUGUAGAAGAAUUUAAGCAUUCUGUCAACGCAUACACUCUGUGGAAACCUGGAAUGGAUAUCCAUGUGUCCCAUGUGAAACGCCGUAGCAUACCUAACUUCAUAUUCCCUGGCGGUGUCCGACCAUCAUACACAUCAAAAGGAAAUAGUGAGAAUAAACAAAGUUCCAAAUUAAGGGUUUCUGGCCAUGGUCAAACAGAAAAGCCUCAAGGAGGUAAAGCCGUUGCGAUGGAAGUAGAUGACGUUAGGAAGAGAAAGCGAUCAGAGGACAACAUGGAUACUAACUCAAAGAAUUCCAAGUCCCUUGUAUCUUUACCUACCCCCAGCAGGGAAUUUCAUGAUGAUAGAAUUCCUAUAAGUGCUUCUAGUUCUUGUUCUAUGAAAUUUGAUGAAUCAGAAGUCAACAGUAUGGGUGGACAAAAGAGUGAGAAACCUUGUCUUAAAUCCCUUGGGGAAGUUCCUUCUGGGGAUUGUGAGACCAAUGGAUCAGUGACAGGUAACCAACAAGUGAACCCCAUAGUUGCAACUACUGAUAUAUCUAAUUCUAAAGAAGAAGAAAAGCUAGCCAUUGAGAAAAUUAUGUCCGGUCCGUAUGAAGCACAUCAAACCUUCACUGAGGAACCUGAUGAGCUUGAAGAUGAUAUUGUGUAUAAAAAUCAAGUCAAAGAUUAUGGUGGGAGCAUGAAUAUCAGCAACUUGGAAUCUUCAAACUCAAAGUCUGCAGUGGCAGAAGAGCCUGUCAUUUCAAAAGAAACUAAUCUUUCGACUCAUUUAUGCUCCAAUGAUGGGUUGGAGGAGCUUGAGGUUAACCUCUUUUUAUGGCUUAAAUUUAGAAAGUUUUUAUUGCCAGCUUCAAUAAAAUGUCAUGCAGCAAUUGUAAAACGUAGAUACCAAAUUUCCCUGAAUUGCUUGCUAAAUUUGCUCAAAGCCCAGUCAAACCUGUAUAGGAGCUAUAAUUUGUUGGACUUUUUUUCAAUCUCUUUUCUGUUCAAUGUCUGGUACUUGCUGUUGUCCUUAUCUUUUCACUAUAUUUUUAGAUAGAAUUUGAUUGGCUUAAUUUUCUUCAAUGAUACAUAAUACAAGUAUGGUAUGAUAUUAGCAUUAUGUUAAGAAACAAAUAUAUGAUGAAGGUUAUCCGAACUCUGGAGUCCAUAUAGAUUAUAUGAUGUCACGUCGAUCUGACCGGUUCCUUUGUAAAUUCUUAGAUGAGGGUAUUAAAUUGGUAUUUGUUGCUAUUACUUAAUCCGAGCUAACAUAAUAAGCUGGAUUAUGUUUCUAUCCUUGUGCUUUCUUGGAGAAUUCUCACAUCCCGAAUAUGGAUCUCUUGUUACAGAUUUUAUUUUUACACCAAUUGCUUUUAUAUCAGUGACAUUAUGUGAGAAUUACAAUGUUCUUUUACAGUGCAAAUAGUAUGAAGAAAUUGAAGCAGUUCUGACUAUUUUCUUUUCUUCCCUUUCAUUGUUUCUCUCUCCCGUUUUUGUUCUUUCUUUUGGCAAAGCCUGCUGAGUUGACAGCACCAUUGUUAAGCGGGACUCCUGCACCUGCACCAAUGAGGAAGCCUCUUAUCAGGUAGACAAUACCAAUUGCUAGUAUUGUAAUUAUCUUGGUUUCCAUAUUCCUACACUUGUUGUUUUGGUUAUGCUAUAAAUUUGGUUUCAUUGUGUCCUUAUUUUCAGGUUGAACUUCACCUCUUUAGGAAAAGCUGCUGACAAAAGUUCUUAGACCCUUAAUGAUUUGAGCUGCAGCUAGCUGAUAACUAGGCUGUAACAUUAUCAUUUCUAGUUCCUUGUUUAUUUAUGUAAUGAUUUUGAUGCAGUAAAUAAACUGGAGCUAGAAAAGCCAUAAAUUUUCGUUGAUGUGUACCUGAAAAUAUGUUGCACCGGCUUAAAAAAAGAUUUUGAUGAGUCGUGAAUUUGUGCAGUCUAUUAGCAUAAUGUCAAGGGAAUUGUUUCUU